Messenger RNA from Panonychus citri (citrus red mite), 1534 nucleotides. RefSeq lists its product as uncharacterized. The record is from RefSeq and is a predicted model, not a curated record. The transcript is spliced from 6 exons. NCBI's taxonomy places the organism in Eukaryota, Metazoa, Arthropoda, Arachnida, Trombidiformes, Tetranychidae. Bases 68 to 982 code for a protein of 304 amino acids. Gene Ontology annotation, molecular function: protein binding.
CUUUGGUUUAUUUAAUUGUUUAGUCGAUUCCAUCAAGGUUUAAUUAGUUUUUUCAUCCCCUGCAACUAUGACCAGUUUUAAUGAUCUACCUGAUGAUUGUCUCACAAGCAUUUCUGAUUAUAUCCAUGAUCUCAAACAAUUAUUACAAUUAUCUGAAGUUUGUCCACGUUGGGGAUACCUGGUCGAGAAUCGACUUAAGAAAGUUCAAAAAUUGGACAUUUGGUGGAGUACAUUGGAUAGGAGCUUUAAGCCGGACUAUAUUUACACGAAUGAUUAUCAGUUGAUUGAGAAAAUCAACAUUUCGAGUGUUCUACCGAAUUUAAAAUAUGUUCGUGUUGGUUAUAUUUCAAUGAAAGGUGAUUGUCUAUGUAAAGCUUUGGCCAAUAUUAUGAAUACAGGUAAUCCAUUGAUUGGACUUAGUGUCAACUAUAGCUGUGAUCAGAAUCGUGAUAAAUAUCUUAAUCAAAGUAAAUGUAAAGUUGAUAUGGAUCAACAGAUCGUCAAAUAUUGUGAUAAAGUUAAAUAUCUGUCCGCAGAUAUUAAUGCAUUUACUGAAAGUUUUUUCAAAAAGUUUGAGUUCGGUGCCAAUGUGAUCAAGUUCAGUACAAUUAAGACGUGCAAUACACUAACUGAAUUUGCAUCUUCAAUGGUUAAUCUAGAAAGUGCCAAAAUUGUGGACUUUGAUGAAACUGAUUGUCUUUAUGAUGGACCAAGUUUGAUGAAAUUGAAUCAACUUUCAAUCUUUAGCUACGAUUAUACUAAUCUUUCCUACGAGCUUUUGGAAUAUUUUCCUAAUCUUAAGAAUCUUUUAUUGAAGAUUAUCCUUCGUCGUGGUGAAACAAAUUAUUUCGGCUCGAUAGUAAAUCGAAACAUUGAAAAUUUAGUUAUUUACUUGGUUGAAGAUGCACCUCCAACUAAUACAAAUUCAUUGCAUGCUCUCAAUAGCAUAUUAAAAAGUUUCCCAACUGUAAACAUCUACUAAUUGGAUGUCCAUUGCGACUCACUGACAAGAAUUUAAUUGAAAUAAUUAAGAUGCAACCCAAUUUGAUUCUUCUGUCCAUUAAAGGCGCUGAUUGGGUUAGUGAAAGGACCAUCGACGCUAUCGAUAGACAUUGUCAGCUCAACAAUCGAAAGAUCACUUUUAAUGCCGAUGGUAAAACCAGAAUUUCAUUAAACGAAGAUUUCGUCAAUUUAAAACAGAUCGAAAAUCGUUUCGUGAAAAAACAUUUCCUUCCAAUUCAAGUUGAUCGGAAAUAUCGAUAUAAAUUCGUCUAUUAAUUGGUCUCUAUGAUGAUCUUGGAAUUUUCAGAAAAAUUUAUUCUCUUUUAUUUUUUUAAUUCUGAACCAUUUUAUUGAAUGAACUGACAAAUUCACGCUCCAAAUUGAACAAAUAUAAACUGAACUCGAAAAAAUAUUAAAAUUUUUCCCUGAAAUAUCAUGUAAAUGUUUUCCCAUCUUGUUCACCCAAUCAAGAGGCUCUUAACUAUUGAAUUUCAUUAGUGAAAUUAUUCAAUCCCAUGAGGUUUAUACCAUU